UCGUGGUCGACGCGAGUGUGGUUGGCAGCACUGAUCAAUACCGAAUUCGUUUCGGCGUUUCGGAGUACACAAGGAUUUCAUUCGGACGGAUUGUCGUAAUUUUUCUGAUUCCGCGCGAGAAUUAAACCUGGAAAGUCUCCGAAAUGCCGACAUACGAACUGGCGAUGCUCCUUCGCGUCAUGCCAAAGACCGAUAUCGUGUCGACUCUGAAGAGGACGGCGAACACAAUCUUCAGCACCGGAGGCAUAAUCCGGAAAAUCGACAGUCUGGGGUUCAAGAAGAUGCCGUUUAAGACAAGUGCUCACAGUUUGGUGCACAGAGAGGCAAACUAUUUCAUCAUUUAUUUUGAUGCCCCGCCGUCGAAGAUCUUUGACUUAGACGAGGCGUUUGGCAGAGACGUGGAUGUCGUCAGGAGGCGCAUUUACAAACAAGAUAGCGAGCCACCCGAACCCUGCACUCUGGCUGAUGAGAUAAAGCCACCGCCUUAUAGGAGCGAGGUACAGAAAAUGCUGGAAAUGGCUAAGAAGGCAAAGAAACCACAGUUCAGUUACAACACUGGCUUGGAUUAUUAUCCAUUCCAGAAAUAAAAUUUUUCAACAACUUAUCCCCUUGAACCGGUGAUACUCGUCUAUGAAAAACGUAAUUUUUUGUACAUAAAUGUUGUACACGUUGUAAUUCUGAUUGUGUACGUGACCGUAGAAUAUAUUUAUUACGCAUAAAGUCGAGGUCCCUGAUAUGUCUUGAAAUUAUUUGUUUUAUCAACUGCUCGCAUAGUCGUUGGUAUCUGAACGUUACGCGCAUUGCUAUGAUAUUCUGUACACCUUCGAAAAAACGAUUUCUCUCUUAUCGUCGAAUUUUUCAGAAAUUUCGCAACGUGCAACAAGUGUGAAAAAAAUAAUAUCAGUUGAUAAAAAUAAUGUUACCGUCGAUUUUUAAGAGUACUUAGUUUCUCUGCAAGUAUGGAAUGAACGCAAUUCCCAAUUUUCAUUUCGCAUUUUCAAUCUAUAGUUUGAUUUAUUAAUCUAUAAUCUUUCUUAAUACAUUAUUAAAAGUUACAUCUGAUAAUAGUAUAUAUAACCACCAAAAAAGAGUUUGUACAAAAUACUUGGUAAAUAAUCUUUCUAUCUUAUUUAUAGUGUAUAGUAUGAUUAUCAUAUAACAUAAUAAUCGUUAUUAUAUUAUUAAUAAUAAUAAUAAUGGCAACAUUAUUAUCUUCGUUUAUCAUGAAUAUCUCCUCGCGUUAGAGAAUCCAACGAGAACGUAAAGCGACUUGGAAGAUUUUUGCAACGCGUAAAUUUUAAAUUAAAAAACCAAAUUACUUGAAACGCAAUCGUCACUUCCGUAAUCGUUAAUUGUUGUUACACGCUAUCGCGCGAAUCGUGUCGCAAACAUAUUUCCGUCGUUGCCUCGUCGCGAGGAGAUGAAUGAAAACAAA
Neodiprion fabricii is the source of this 1435-nucleotide messenger RNA. RefSeq names its product probable 28S ribosomal protein S6, mitochondrial (gene mRpS6). Lineage: Eukaryota; Metazoa; Arthropoda; Insecta; Hymenoptera; Diprionidae. The record is from RefSeq and is a predicted model, not a curated record. Gene Ontology annotation, molecular function: small ribosomal subunit rRNA binding; structural constituent of ribosome. Gene Ontology annotation, cellular component: ribosome; mitochondrial small ribosomal subunit. Bases 144 to 587 code for a protein of 147 amino acids. The transcript is spliced from 4 exons. Gene Ontology annotation, biological process: translation.